GUGGUGUGGUCAGUGGACCGGUGUAUAUAAUGGUAGGGACACGACAGUAGCACAGCUCUGGAAGCUUGUGAUACACGGGUGUCUGGUGCUCUGUGAUACACCCGCAUCGAACUGGGUGCAGGUAGUAAACAACGACUUCCAAUGACAAAGUGACAUUAGGAGAGCAGUAGAAAAGUUUCAGUGUGUUGUUAGAUGUCCAAGAUCCUAUCUGGUGAGUAGGUCAGUCCUGUUUCCAUUUCCAGAGACCCGCCAAAAUGACGUCACUAAACACCGGACGGAGCGCACACAGAGAGGUCAAAGGUGAAGAAACCACGAAGACACCAGCAAAGACCAGACAGGAUAGCGCUGACGUCUUCGUCGAGAUUCCGGAAACUUCGCCAGACAGAAAGACAGACAAGACGCAGAAGAACGACUCGAAGUUGCAGAUUCCUCACAACGGUUCCACCGUCAACGGUCACAAGGGGGACGUCGUUAUAGCCGCUGAUGACGAUGAUGGAAAGAGCGGAUGCUGCGGUAGAAAGAAGAAAGAAACACAAAAGACGGUUGGGGCUUUAGAACUGUUCCGAUUUGCAGGGCCUUUGGAGAUUGUUAUGAUGGUUGUUGGUAUGUUUGGAUCGGUGGUUGCUGGCUGUGGACUUCCUUUGAACAUGAUUGUCUUUGGCGACGUCGUUGACAUGUUUAUCGACAGCAGCAAGAUAGCCAACGCCACCAAUCGGACGUACGCUGACGUCCUGAUGGAGAAGAUGUCCCCCAACACCAUGUAUUUUCUGGUUCUCGCCACUGUCGUCUUCGUGACCAGCACGAUGGCCGUGAGCUUGUGGACGAUGGCCGGCGAGAGGCAGAUUGUCCACAUCCGGAAACGCUUCUUCAGGUCCAUCAUGCGCCAGGACAUCGGGUGGUUUGACACCCACGAGGCAAGCGAACUCAACUCACGCUUUUCUGCGUAAGUCUGUCUGUAGGUGUGUCGCUAGCUGUCUGCUCGUCUGUCUGUAUGGCUCAUUGUUUGUCUGUCUCAAAUGUGUGAGGUCUGGCGACCAGGUGUCCUUGGUAACUAGAUAUUUAGCAUAAAAAUAAAUGCACUUCAAAUCAGUCCCCACCUUCCUCUGAACUGAUGACCAGUAAUAAAUAAUUUUGUCCCCUUGACACCAAAAAAAAACAAAAACAAAAAACUGUCUGUGUGUGUAUGUG
Molecule: messenger RNA, 1188 nt
Organism: Pomacea canaliculata
Lineage: Eukaryota; Metazoa; Mollusca; Gastropoda; Architaenioglossa; Ampullariidae
Product: multidrug resistance protein 1A-like
Exons: 4
Coding region: 255-947 (230 amino acids)
Biological process (GO): transmembrane transport
Cellular component (GO): membrane
Molecular function (GO): ABC-type transporter activity; ATP binding
Source: RefSeq, a predicted model, not a curated record